Messenger RNA from Cynara cardunculus var. scolymus (artichoke), 2936 nucleotides. RefSeq names its product protein BLISTER. The transcript is spliced from 13 exons. Lineage: Eukaryota; Viridiplantae; Streptophyta; Magnoliopsida; Asterales; Asteraceae. The record is from RefSeq and is a predicted model, not a curated record. Bases 312 to 2507 code for a protein of 731 amino acids. Gene Ontology annotation, biological process: regulation of growth.
UUCUAUAAGCAAAUAAAAGAAAGGAGAGAGAGAGAGAUCGGUAGGAGGGAGAGAGAUCUAAGAGAAACGGGACGCAACAUACCGAAAAUUGACACAGCGGCUCUCCCUCUCCGAUUAGAUCGGACCCCCUAUCUGCAAAUUAAUUAGGGUUUAUGUUGAUUUUGUUCGAAAUUUUAAAACAAUUUCCUCGGUCAUGCAUAUCUUCUGAAUGAUUAUAUAUUGUGUAUAAAACCCCAUUCCGGAUCCCUAUUUUGGCAAGUUGGGUCAUCCGUUUGAGGUUGUGAUUGCUUCUAGGGUUGUGUUUUGAUUGAAUGGCGUCGGAUCAGAUGUUGCCUAAUUCGAGCAAUUCAUCGAAGAAACAACAACAAUUGGAAGCUGGAAAGAGAAGGCUAGAGGAGUUCCGUAAGAAGAAAGCAGCAGCCAAAAAAGCUGCAUCCAGCAAUGCGGCUCCUUCUGCUAAUGGAGAUCUACAUGAGACGAAAUCUUCAGUUUCUGAUACUGUUGCGGUAGCAGAUGGUACAAAUGAUGUUGGUGUUGGAAAAAAUGAAAACAAAACAAUAGAUGUUCAUGAAACUGAACCUCAUUCCAUGUAUGCUAUACAUGCGAAUCCUAUAAGCAGUUCCAAUAAACAUUCUACAAGUCCAGGGCAGACAUAUUCAGUUGAUAAAAAGUUGGAGCAUGAUGCACUUUAUGGCUCAGGUAGUGAUCUUCUUGCUCCUCAGGAGUUGAAGAAUGCCAAGCUUAAUGCCGAAUAUGCAGUGGACAUUGAAAAAAGUAGAACAUUUGAUCACCCAGAAGAAGAUGUUCAUAGCAGUUUCAAUCAUUUUAGUAAUACAAGGCUGGAAGAUGCCCUUAAAAAUAGUAGAAAUGAUCAUUUGAAGGAUUUUACUUCUACAAUUCCUGUUACGUCUCAAGUUCCUGUUACCAAGUCUUCUCCUGAGAGAUCUCUUGGUACUUCAUUUGCUAACAGCUCAAGUCAAACCGAUCUACUAGCUAAUGGCCCAACUUACCGAGAUUAUUCCUCUGAAGUUGGGAAAUCUCCAGAAGUUGUGUUGGGGCAUCGCUAUCCUUCAGUUUCUGCAGUGGGCGAUAGGAACCAUAAUAACCUUGUUGAUCAUCCUGCCAGUGAAAACAGCUCAUCUUUUACUGUAUCUACAAGCUUCAGAACUGAAGCAGUACCCUCACAUAAUCAGACGUCCAUGUCGCCAUCCGUAGCUGGAAGAAGAUCUCGUCCAUCUUUCCUGGAUUCCAUCGUGUCUAGAAAUUCUUCGACAUCUCUUUCAGAGGCAGAUAAAGCCAACCCAUUCAGUUCAAAAGUUUACCCUGUGGAGGCUCCUGUUUCAUCGGAUCCUAAAAAUUUCAUGAACUCUUCUAUUGCUAACAUGGGUGACCUGUUUAGGCAGGGUGUCAAUGAACUUGAUAUGGAGAGGAGGAAUAAUUUUCAUUCUACAAAACAGAAUGAAGAUUUUGCUGCUUUGGAACAGCAUAUUGAAGACCUGACACAGGAAAAGUUCUCUUUGCAACGAGCUCUUGAGGCAUCUCAAGUUCUGGCAGAGUCUUUAGCCACUGAAAACUCAGCACUGACUGAUAGUUAUAACCAACAGGGAGGUGUUGUCAACCAAUUGAAGUCUGAUAUGGAGAGAUUGCAGGAAGAAAUCAAGGGUCUACUGGUGGAACUUGAGGCUGUGAGGUCCGAGUAUGGAAAUGCCCGAUUAGAAUGUAAUGCGGCUGAUGAACGUGCCAAGUUGUUGGCCUCUGAGGUUAUUGGGUUAGAAGAGAAGGCACUUAGACUGAGGUCUAAUGAGCUAAAACUGGAGAGACAAUUGGAAAACUUGGAAGCAGAAAUGUCCUCACAGAAGAGAAGAAUAUCUAGCCUGGAGAAGGAGCGCCAAGAUCUGCAGUUCACUAUUGAUGCUCUACAAGAAGAGAAAAAACUCUUGCAAUCUAAGCUGCGGAAAGCUCCUGGCAUUGGGAAUUCGGUGGAUACUAAGAAGAGUCAGCCUGCUAAAAAGGAAGCAUCAACUUCUACAGAUGAUCUUGUAAAUGAGAGUGAAGACCCUACACCUGCAAUACAAUCAACUCUUGGUGAAAAUGAUGCCUCCUUGCAGUUACAAAGUGGGAAUUUUGGUCUGGAAGUUUCAUCGUUGAGUAUACCUCCAGAUCAGAUGAGAAUGAUCCAAAACAUUAACACAUUAAUUUCCGAGUUAGCAAUGGAAAAAGAAGAGUUGACGCAAGCGUUGUCAACUGAAUCAUCGCUAUGUUCAAAGUUGAAGAAUUUGAACAAGGAACUAUCCCAUAAACUUGAAGUUCAAACACAAAGAUUAGAGCUGUUGACUUCUCAGAGUAUGGUGGCUGAUAAUAUCCCAGUUAGAAAGUCUCCUCCUCGUACCGUGGUUGACAAUACUCCCUAUGCCGAUGAAGGCGAUGAGGUGGUCGAAAGAGUUCUAGGAUGGAUAAUGAAGCUCUUUCCGGGAGGGCCGUCGAAGCGGCAAACAAAGCAUCUUUGAGCCCCAACUGCUCAAAAAAGCCGUCACCGAAGUUCACAUAUUUUCCAUUAGAUGGUCAUCACAAUUACAUUUGAUGGUCAUGUUGGAGGUGCAAUUUUCUAUCUAGGGAAAUCCUGGCAAACACAGUGGAUGUGAAAUAAUGCAAAUUAAGGGGGAUGGAUAUACUGCACUGAAGAAGAGACUGUAAAAUCAAAAGCUUUUAUUAUUUUUCUUUUUCUUUUUCUUUUUUCUAUUUCUAUUAAAAUAUUAUAUUUUCUUUCUUUUUUGAGUUACACAGGUAUGUUGGUAAUUUUUUUUGGUUAUGUUCAUAAUGUAUUACUGCGAGUGCCUGAUCUGGAAUAUGGUCAUUCUUCUGUUAAAAUUGUAAAAAAGAGGUUAUGUUUUUUCUUUUGAAUGUUGGGAAUACAUAACCCAUUCUUAAUCUUCUAA